Messenger RNA from Ectocarpus siliculosus, 591 nucleotides. NCBI's taxonomy places the organism in Eukaryota, Phaeophyceae, Ectocarpales, Ectocarpaceae. The record is from the annotation of a GenBank genome assembly.
AUGAUGCAGCGUGUUGUGCUGCUGCUGUUACAAGUUGUUCCUUCUGCUGGCCUGCUCGUCUCGUGGACGGCAGCAAGGUCUCGCUUGUCACAAAAGGUGCAACGAUCAUGUACCAGCGUUGAUUCUCACACGCCUGGAGGAGGGCUAAGCGGCGAUGAGCCUCGAGAUGCAAUGGUAAGCGAGCUGCUGCAGCUCUUUCAGGGCGAGUUCGACAACUAUGACCAGGUAGUCGCAGACCGCAAGGCCGGCAUGACGCCUGGGCCUGGGGGAGGCCACGAGCACAUCCACUGCAGCUUGAAACGGCUCGACCCGGCCGAGGUCCCCGAGCAAGUCGCCGCGGCAGCGGCUGCACCCCCCGGUAGUAGGAGCUCCAGCGGCGAGGAGGAGGAGGAGGAGGAGGAAGGAGCGGGGCAGGGGGCGCAGCAGCAGCAGCCUGAACAACCCCUGGCGGUGGUGGCGGCGAAGUACUACUUCAACGGUGACUCGAACGUGGUGUUUCGGUAUCGCCUGUACAGCUUCCAUGCGUGUCCGUCGUUAGACCAUUGACCUCGCAUCCCUACAAAGCCGGGACGGAGCACGCCGGGUUCUCAC